AUGAACCCCAUUGCAUUUUAUGAAAUUAAUGGAGUUAAGCAUUACCUUUCAUGUGACCAGGAAUCCUGCUUGUUAACAACUGACCUAUUAUAUGCAACUGAUUUCACUUUUGACAGUGAUGUCCUCAUGGCGGAUGACAUGAAUGUUGGCUACCCUCUUUCUGGGAAUUAUCCGUUGGCGUUAAUUGAAACCAUAAAGGGAGCAAUAUUACUUGAUUAUACACUUGAUGAAACCAAAGGAGUUCUUAAUCUUGGUGGGACUAUUCGUUCAUGUAAAUUGACCAUACAAAGGGAAAAUAAGGUUACGUUCGAAGGUGGGACAACCGAGUGCUUCGCUAUAAGAAAAUUUAACAUGGUCAAUUCAACUCCUAUGCAAAACCCAGAAUCCUAUGAUGCUGAUGGUUCAGAAAAUGAGAUCUUGUUCGAGGAAUCCUCAGAUAGGCAGAUAAUACCAUCAGCGGAAGAUCAACCUGAGGAAAAGCCGUUUCAGAUACCUGAAUCUGCUACUAAUGUUGCUUCUCAACAACAUGAACUCGAAGCCCGUGAGAAUUCAGAGGAUGAAUUUACUUCAGAUGAACCUGAAUAUUCAGCAGAUGUUGCUUCAGAUGAACCAGAAACUGCUACUUCUGGUAAUGCUACUUUAGUUGAACCGGAAACUUCAGCCGAUGCAGAUUAUUCCACAGAAUUUACCUCAGAAGAACCAGAAUAUUCAACUGAUCUUGCCUCGGAUGAACCAGAAUCUUCAGCUCAUGUGAUUUCAGAUGAACCAGAAACAGAUGAACCAGAAACUUCAGACUACGCGGACUAUUCCACAGUAUCAACCUCAGAAGAACCAGAAUAUUCAACUGAUCUUGCCUCAGAUGAACCAGAAACUUUAAUUGAUACUACUUCAGAUGAACCUGAAUAUUCAACAGAUGUUCCUUCAGAUGAACCAGAAACUUCAAUUGAUGCUACUUCAGAUGAAGCAGAAUAUUCAACAGAUGUUGCCUCAGAUGAGCCAGAAACUUUAAUUAAUCCUACUUCAGAAGAACCAGAGUAUUCAACAGAUGUCGCCUCCGAUGAACCACAAACUUCAGUUGAUGCUACUUUUGAUGAACUAGAAACUUCAGUUGAUGCUACUUCAGAUGAACCAGAAACUUCAGACGACUCGGACUAUUCCACAGUAUCAACCUCAGGAGAACCUCAAUAUUCAACAGAUGCUACUUCAGAUGAACAAGAAACCUCAAUUGAUGCUACUACGGAUGAACAAGAAUCUUCAGCUAAUACUACUUCAGAUGAACCAGAAACUUCAGACGACUCGGACUAUUCCACAGUAUCAACCUCAGGAGAACCUCAAUAUUCAACAGAUGCUACUUCAGAUGAACAAGAAACCUCAAUUGAUGCUACUACGGAUGAACAAGAAUCUUCAGCUAAUACUACUUCAGAUGAACCAGAAACUUCAGACGACUCGGACUAUUCCACAGUAUCAACCUCAGGAGAACCUCAAUAUUCAACAGAUGCUACUUCAGAUGAACAAGAAACCUCAAUUGAUGCUACUACGGAUGAACAAGAAUCUUCAGCUAAUACUACUUCAGAUGAACCAGAUACUUCAGUGAUUGUGACCUCAGAUGAACCAGAAAUUUCAGAAAAUGCGGACUAUUCAACAGAUGCUGCCUUAGAUGAACCAGAAUCUUCCGCUAAUACUACUUCAGAUGAACCAGAGACUUCAGUGAUUGUGACCUUAGAUGAACCAGAAACUUCAGAAGAUGCGGACUAUUCAACAGAUGCUGCCUUAGAUGAACCAGAAUCUUCAGCUAAUACUACUUCAGAUGAACCAGAAUCUUCUGCUAAUCCUACUUCAGAUGAACCAGAGACUUCAGCGAUUGUGACCUCAGAUGAACCUGAAAUUUCAGAAGAUGCGGACUAUUCAACAGAUGCUGUCUUAGAUGAACCAGAAUCUUCAGCUAAUACUACUUCAGAUGAACCAGAAUCUUCAGCUCAAUUCAAUCCAGAAGAACCAGAAUCUUCAGUUAAUGAAUCAGAAUCUGCAGCUCAAGCUACUUCAGAUGAACCAGAAACUUCAGUUAGUGCCACUUCAGAUGAACCAGAAUCUUCAAAUGAAUCUACUUCAGAGGAAUCUUCAGCACAAGCUACGUCAGAUGAACCAGAAUCUUCAGUUAUGGUCACUUCAGAUGAACCAGAAUCUUCUAGCUCACUGGAAGAAGCAUCUUCUCCAGAAAUCCAGCCUUUCUCGAGUGAGACUACAACGGAAGUUACUACCGCCACAAUUGAUCGAAUAGAAACUAGUAAAGUUGUUGAGCCCACAGAAGUCGUCCCCGAAGAACCAUUUACAAUUGAUGUUGUCGUUAGUGAAGAGGAGCUUGUUUUUGGUUUUAACGGAACCCAUGUUAUACUUGUUGAAGAAGAUGAAGCUGCUUUCACGAUUGAAGAAGGUGUCAUGGGUGUUGGUAUAGAAGACCAAUACAUUCAAGUGCAAGAGGAUGGUUUAUUACUUGCUGUAGGCAGAGAGAAUGCUUCUUUAGGGUGGUCUAUGAUUGACAACCAAAUUCACUACGAUCCACCAGAAGAAUCAGGAUUACGUCGUCGUAAAGUUGCAGAAUUCACAUCUUGUGACCUGUUGGUGUAUGUUAAUGUUGAAGGAUGUAUGAGUCUUGAGCUAGUUCCAAAGAAUAUACAGGAGGUUGCACCCGAAUCGUCAGCAGUAUUGGAAUUUUCGACAAGUUCAUCAAUAAGCGAAAGUUUAUCAGAAACCCAAUCUUCAUCAUCUCAGACUUCAUUGGAAAGUUCAACAGAACCUCAAUCAUCAUCAAGUGAAUCAUCUCUGGAAUCAUCAUCAAGUGGAACAUUAUUGGAAACCGAAUCUUCUUCAGUUCAGACUACAUCCCGAACUUCACAGGAGUCUUCAAUCGAACCACAACCAACUCAAAUAGAUCCUACAAGACCGUUUAGAAUCUGGGGAAGUUUGAAAGGACAGGAAUAUGGUCACUUUGCUCAGAAUGGUAAUAGUAUUGUUUUUGGUUCAACUUAUCAAGAAAUCACAUUUUCGAUCCAGAAUACAUAUCUUGUAAUUGCCGAUGGUUUGUACAUUCAAAAUCUGACCAAUGGAUUGGUUGUAACAACUUCAAAGGAGGAUGCAUCUCCAGGGUUUUCUGUUGUCGAUGGUGGAAUUUAUUACAAUACUAUAACCGAUGGAAAUUUGGGUGAUGCAAAACCUGUUGAAUUUUUAGUUUGUGAAACCGCUACUGGUGUUUUUGUUGUACAUGUCAAUGUUGAAGAAGAUGGUGGAUGUGUGAAUUUAGAAGUUCAACUUGAGAAUACUGAUGAGAAUCCUGUUGAAAGUGAAAUUGAAUCUGAUGCUUCUGUUACUACACGCCAUGGUUCCCGUCAUUCACUUGCUGGGUCUAGGCAUACGGACAUUGAUGUUGAUCGUACACUGGUUUCUGUUGCUGCUACUACAAGCAGUGAUGCUGUGCAUAGUGCUGCUUCUGAUUUUGUAUCCACAACUGACUACAUCGGAACCAAACCAAAGUCGCUGUUUGUUACCAUCACUCGUCAAAAUACUAAAACCGUCACUCAAUGUGGAGUGGAAAAUAAAUGUCAAACUAGAACAUCGGUUUACUUGAUUAUCAUUGAAACUUAUUGUCCUGUGGUUGAAGAAGAAUUUAUCACUACCUUAACGAAAACUGUUACUAAAUGUAAAGACAAUACCUGUGGAGAAGUUAUCGAGGAAUCUACCUCUACAUCCACCAGAACUUCCAUAGUUACUGACUAUGUUCUUAGUGAAAUUAAUAAUGUUGGUAAUAGUAUCAAUCUCAGCGGGACUGAUAGCGGUAGUGGAAGUAAUGGUGAUAUCAAUGCUGAGAGCGAGAGUGAUAGUGGUUCUGCUGGUGGUGCUAAUAGUGGCAGUGGCAGUGAUGAUUCUGACAGCCCAAGCAAUGGUGAAAAUAUUGGUAGUGGUUCUGGUAGCGAAAGCAAUGGCAAUGGUGAAGAAAAUGUCAUUGAGGGUGCUCCUUCAGGAAGUAUCUCAACUGGCAGUGUUGCUACUGAUGAUUCUCCUGAGCAAGUAGGAGAUUAUUAUACUGCUGUCGGAGUGGACUUAUCUAAUGAUGCUGGAAGGUCAGAGGGACCUACCUUAGCUGCUCAUAACACAGCAGUAACUUCAUUCAACUCAAACCAUGCAGAGUACGAUGUUUAUAGACCUUCAUUUACCCCAGUUUUAGUAAACCCAUUCCUUGCUGAACUUGGCUUAGCAGAACAAGAUCAAGACGGAGAAUUCAAAUUUAAGACCGAGAAAGUGAUUUUAGAAUUAGCUGCUGGUACAGGAAAAUUUACUCAUAAUUUGAUUAAGAAUGGUUGGGGUUCAAAUGAUGAGAAUAAUAAUUUGAUUAUUGUAGAACCAAGUUCUGGAAUGCUUGAUAGUUUUAAAUCCAAUUUCCCCGAUUUAAAAAAUGUUCAUCAAGGAGAUUCAUAUAAAUUGCCUGUGGGUGAUUCGACAGUGGAUGUCAUUAUUAUCGCACAAGCAUUCCAUUGGUUUGCUGAUUUGGAAAGUCUUGCUGAAUUAAAUCGAGUUUUGAAACCAGAUGGGAAAUUGGGAUUGAUUUGGAAUUUUGAUUAUAGUUCUCCAAGUCAAUCUGGAUUAGUUGCAGAUGCGAAAUUUUUUAAUGAUAAUAGUUUAUAUUUUGAUAAGAUUAAGUUUGAGGAAUAUGAGAAAUGUUCUGAAUUGUUUGAAAGCUAUUUUGAUAAUCAGAAAUGGAAUGCAGAGGUGACUAAGUAUAUCUAUUCAUUUGAUCAACAUGUUCCUCAAUAUAGACAUGGGAAAUGGAGACCAAUUUUAGAACGGGCUAAUCCUUUUUUCGGGUCCGAGAUCAAAGAUUUGUUUGUGUUUUAUGACAAGGGAAUUAAGAGAGAUGAAGUAUGGAAAUAUUGGGAAACUAGAUCAUAUAUCACUGAGCUUGGAGAUGAAGAUAAAGAACGUAUGAAGAAACACGUAGAAGAACUGAUUGACAUUCUUGUCGAUGACAAUAGCUAUUCUGAUAAGGAGAAAACUAUCUUGAUCAAACCUAUGGGUACACAUGCUGUUGUAUUGAAUGUGAAAAAGUAG
Hemisphaericaspora subhashii is the source of this 5100-nucleotide messenger RNA. RefSeq lists its product as uncharacterized. The record is from RefSeq and is a predicted model, not a curated record. Gene Ontology annotation, molecular function: S-adenosylmethionine-dependent methyltransferase activity. The coding region runs from base 1 to 5100 and encodes 1699 amino acids. Lineage: Eukaryota; Fungi; Ascomycota; Pichiomycetes; Serinales; Debaryomycetaceae. The transcript has 4 exons.